Mycena indigotica is the source of this 1008-nucleotide messenger RNA. RefSeq names its product Aldolase. Gene Ontology annotation, molecular function: zinc ion binding; aldehyde-lyase activity. The transcript is spliced from 7 exons. Gene Ontology annotation, biological process: carbohydrate metabolic process. The record is from RefSeq and is a predicted model, not a curated record. Lineage: Eukaryota; Fungi; Basidiomycota; Agaricomycetes; Agaricales; Mycenaceae. Bases 139 to 1008 code for a protein of 289 amino acids.
AUUCUACCAGAAUCUAGAACAGUUUCUACUUCAAGGGAUAUUUUACCAAAUCCGGUGUGUCUUGCGUCCCAAUUGUGGCUUCUCUUUCCUUCCCGUCAUGAGACCGCCGCCACCGUUAUCCCACCCUCCAGAACUCAGAUGGAAUCUUUUCCACUCAAUCGCACUAUUCAAAUUCUGAGUGCGGCCGAGAAAGGCAAGUACGGUAUUCUUGCCCAGACGUGCUACGACGCCCAUUGUGUGAUUGGGCUUGUUCGCGCCGCAGAACGCAAUCGUAGCCCCGCAAUCUUGCAACUGUUUCCCGUCACGCUUGCCUACGGCAAAGGACCUUUCCUAGCUUUCUGUCUCAACGCCGCCCACAGUGCCUCGGUCCCGAUAGCUGUCCAUCUUGACCAUGCGACAGAUCCAGAACACAUCGAGCUUGCUCUCUCUUUAGCUGAGGAAGGCAUUGCUUUUGACAGUAUCAUGGUGGAUGCAAGCCACGCUGAUACCGACGAAGAAAACAUCUCAAUUGCCAAGCCCUAUGUUGACCGCGCAACCAAGCUAGGUAUUGCUGUAGAAGUGGAACUAGGGCGUCUCGAAGGCGGGGAAGCUGGCUUGCGGAUGAUUUCUGAUGCUAAGCUGACUGAUCCUGCUAAAGCAACGACCUUCAUCGAUGGAACUGGAGCGGUCAUUCUUGCCCCCAGCAUUGGCAACCUUCAUGGCUCGUACAUCAACCCACCGAACUUCCGACAGGAUAUCCUGAAAAACCUGCACGUAACCUUCGCCGACCACAUCCCUCUAUGUCUGCAUGGCACUGACGAGCUCCCUGACGAACUUUUUGUUGAGUGUAUCAAGAACGGUAUAAGCAAGAUCAACGUGAAUAGCUGGGGUCGCGACCCAUAUGCCAAGGCACUCGCGGCUGGACUACAAACUAAGCCCUUUCCUGAUGCAGUAGAAGAAGCUACCGAUAUUUUUGCUGGAGUCUGCGAUCGCUUCAUCCAAUUAUUUGGCUCGGCUGGGAAAGCAUAG